GUUAUAACAUAGGCUGUAAGCCUUCUCUGCUUACUACAGAAAUUUGAAGUUUGAAACUGAGUAGAGUGGAUUGUUCAACGGUUGCGUUAUAUAUGUAUAGUCCGUCUGAGGUUGCCGCUAAGUGACCUCUAAGACAUGGUCCCAUCAAAAAAUGACAUAAAGUUCACAUGGCUUGCAGCUUGUCUUGUCAGUUUAUAUGGUCUAGGAUCAUGGAUUGUUGUUAAUGGAUUAUGGGUUGAACUACCGUUAUUGGUCAAUGUUCUACCAGAAGGUUGGAGUUUGCCUGCUUACCUGAUAAUCAUUAUACAAAUAGCAAAUGUGGGACCAAUGAUCUAUGUUCCGUUGACAAAAUUUUUCCAAGCUAAAACAAAUGGAUUUUGUUCACGUUGUUUACAACCACCUGAAAGGCUAGCCAACUAUUUAAUACUUGCCGUCGGUCUAAUAUCAUGCGUAUUGAUUUCGCAGUUUUGGAACUCGGUAGCUUAUGUAUCAAUAUUAAAACCCGGUUACCAUAGUAUUGGAUUAUUUGUUUUAGCUUUGUUUGCUUCAAUUGUUGAUUGUACAUCAUCGGUUACAUUUAUUACCUAUUUGAAUGGAAUGCCUCAAUUGUAUGUAGGUGCAUUACAUUUCGGUGAAGCAUUUAGUGAUUUAGUUCCAAGUAUAUUAGCCCUUAUUCAAGGAGUUGGGUCAGAACCGGAAUGUAUCAAUAAAACAGUUAAUGAUACACUUCAUGUGGUCCCUUUUUAUCCACCACCACGUUUCUCUGUCAGUACAUUCAUAUAUCUAUUAUGUAUUGUUUUGUUGUUAUCUUUAACUGCAUUCACAUUAUUGGAUUGUUCACCUAUUGGUUUAGGUCAAGUUAUUCAUGAACAUUAUCGAAAAACUAAUUUCAUAUUAGAAUCUAAUGCAAAUAUUCAUAGCAUAAGUCACAAUAAUCUAGAAAGAUUUAAAUCAAAUGAAGAUCAACAUAUUUCUAAUGAUAUCUUCGAAAACAUUCAAAAUGUUGAUGUUUCUGUGUUGAAUCAUAAUGAACAAGCUGUACAGUCUCAUAAUGAUGUUAAUAUUACAAAACAGCUUGGACCAAACACAUUUUUAUCAUGUUUACUUAUCAUUUACAUUAGUGCAUCAAAUUAUGGAUUUCUACCAGCCAUACAAUCUUAUUCAUGUGCUGCGUAUGGCUCGCUUACAUAUCAUUUAGCAGUUACACUGUCAGGAUCAUUCUCUGCUGCAAUGACAGUGUUAACUACAUUUCUUGUCAAUCAUUAUUCUAGGGAAAUAGAUAGUACUGAUGAAUCAACAUUCGAAAAUUUGCAAACUAUGAACCAUGAAUUAAAUGAACAGAAUCAAAUUUGUUACAUACAAAAACCUGACAUAAUUAUGCAUAAUGCAUAUACGCGUUCACUUCAAAAUAAAUGGAUUAGUAUUUCACUCAUCUCUUUGAUACCUGUUGCUUACGUUAUAUAUUUGGCGAGUUCAAGUCCCAAUCCACCAUAUUUGGGUGGUUUCGGUUCUGCCAGUGCUAUCCUGGCUUGGAUUGCGAUACGCUGUUUAUUUGCCAGUUUGCGCACAUGGAUAUGGAUGAGUUUGUCUAGCCAUUCCCAUAGACCAACGCGACUCAGAUUAGCUGGGUUAUCUACACAAUUCGGAGCAGCACUCGGUGCAAUUUUAGGCUUCAUAUUAGUUGUUUAUUUUCAGCUAUUUAAAAAUAAACUACCUUGUCUUCAAGUGUAAUUUUUAUUGAAACUCAUGUAAUAAUGUCUUUCAUACUUCAACAUAUUUAUGUAUAGAUCAUAUUUCAGAAAUGGCAAAAAUACAUUAUUGUUGAUUACUUAGCUAGUAUUUUUAAAGACUAAUUUCUGUGUAUUUAUGAAUACUAAUUUAUUGUAGGUAUCUUAUAAUAUUUUCGUAAUUAUAUACUGUUUAUCUGUGACGACUUGUCAUUUUUCAGGGCUUCACUUAUACAUUGCUUGAUUUGCAACUACGAAGCAGUAAAUUUAUUGGUCAACAUGUUAGCUGUUGAAUUUUGUUCACGAAAAGAUUUGACGGUCAUUCUGAAAAUUAGCUACAGGUUUUGUAUGAAAUUCAGGCAAUGAAUGAAAGAAAAAUUUCAGAGGUGAAAGUAGGUAGCCGCAAACAAACAAUUGUCCAGUAAGCAUAGUAAGGAAACAUGAGCUACUUAUGAUAAUAUCUAUUCACAAGUUGAAUGAAGAAUUGAUAUAUAACGAACAAUGUUGUAAGCAAAGGUGGAUGGUGGCUAGCAGUGGGAUC
Schistosoma mattheei is the source of this 2268-nucleotide messenger RNA. NCBI's taxonomy places the organism in Eukaryota, Metazoa, Platyhelminthes, Trematoda, Strigeidida, Schistosomatidae. The record is from the annotation of a GenBank genome assembly.